GUAGAUCUACCUGGAGUUAUGCGCUUAAUUCUUCCUUCGGCCCAACUUAUGGAAUUUUGUCACUGACAAAUGCUUUAAGUUUGAGCUCUCCAACUUAAAGAUAAGGCAAAACACUUUGAAUCUUGAUGUCAGCUGCAAAGUUCAACCGACUUACUCAUCAUGUCACCUUUCAUCUCUUUGAUAACAAUCUCAAAAGACAAAGAUUUCCAUUCAAUUUCCCAAAUUAUAAAAUUCAGACACCCAUUAAACUCAACAUUUGUCUAUCUUCUUCAAACCAAUCAACCCACAAAAUUGUGCAUGAAUUUGAUCCCAAUAUUCCUAUAGAAGAAGCUGUUACUCCACCUAGUUCAUGGUAUUUUGAUCCCUCUUUUUAUUCCUUUGAGAUUGAUCAUGUCUUCUACAGUGGAUGGCGAGUUGUAGGAUGCAUUGAUCAGAUAAAGAAUGUUCAUGACUAUUUUACUGGCAGAUUGGGGAAUGUGGAAUAUGUGAUUUGUCGAGAUGCUCGUGGCGAGAUUCAUGCUUUUCAUAAUGUUUGUCGCCAUCAUGCUUCUGUUCUUGCUUACGGAAGUGGUAGAAAGACUUGUUUAGUAUGCCCUUACCAUGGAUGGACAUAUAGCUUAGAUGGUAAUCUCCUGAAGGCUCCAAGAAUUACAGGAAUACAGAAUUUUGAUCCUAAGGAGUUUGGGCUCAAACCUAUAAGUGUUGCGACAUGGGGGCCAUUUGUUGUUGUGAAUUUAAGUGCUUCCAAGGAGGAAGUUGAUUGUGGAAGUUUGGAGAAUGACUGGCUAGGUAGCUCAGCAGGCCUGCUUAGUGCCAAUGGAGUUGACAAUUCUCUGAGUUACAUUUGUAGACAUGAGUACACUUUAGAGUGUAAUUGGAAGGUGUUCUGUGACAAUUAUCUAGAUGGUGGAUAUCAUGUUCCAUAUGCCCACAAGAAUCUUGCUUCUGGGCUCAACCUUGACUCUUAUAGCACUGAAAUGUAUGAAAAAGUCAGCAUUCAAAGAUGUGCAAGCUCUUCUACUGAAAACGGAGAUGAAUUUGACAGACUUGGAUCUAAAGCACUAUAUGCUUUUAUAUAUCCCAACUUCAUGAUUAACAGGUAUGGCCCUUGGAUGGAUACCAACCUUGUUGUUCCUUUGGGACCACGGAAAUGCCAAGUGGUGUUUGACUACUUUCUUGACAUGUCAUUGAAGGAUGACGAAGCUUUCAUCAAGAGAAGCCUAAAAGACAGCGAAGAAGUGCAGAUAGAAGAUAUCAUGUUGUGUGAAGGUGUUCAAAGGGGCCUUGAAUCACCUGCAUAUCGAACUGGAAGAUAUGCGCCAGCUCUCGAGAAAGCGAUGCACCAUUUUCAUUGCUUGCUUUACAGAAACCUGACAGGAUAAACUCUUCAUUCUUAGGCAAAUUGUUGGGCGAGCUGAUCAAAGUCAACUAUUGUGCCAAGACCCAAAAGGCAAAAGUAAUGAUUGAUCAGACGAAUUUGAGGCUUAAUGUUCAAGUGCUAGAGUUUGGUUGAACUUCAAUGAAAUUCUUGACAGUCUAUUGCAUGAAUUAUGUAUGAUAGGAAUGGAUAAUUGGUUUCCUCAUAAUCUAGUGUAUAGUAUCGUUUAUAUAUACGUGAUAUCAUAUAAGAAGAGUUGAAUGUACAUCCUUCCAGUGAAUAAAUACUUAUAUAGCGCUUUAGUAAUGUAAAGAGCAAAGUCUUAUUUUAA
Molecule: messenger RNA, 1709 nt
Organism: Beta vulgaris subsp. vulgaris (sugar beet)
Lineage: Eukaryota; Viridiplantae; Streptophyta; Magnoliopsida; Caryophyllales; Amaranthaceae
Product: choline monooxygenase, chloroplastic
Exons: 10
Coding region: 126-1382 (418 amino acids)
Molecular function (GO): iron ion binding; 2 iron, 2 sulfur cluster binding
Source: RefSeq, a predicted model, not a curated record